Molecule: messenger RNA, 3007 nt
Organism: Notolabrus celidotus (New Zealand spotty)
Lineage: Eukaryota; Metazoa; Chordata; Actinopteri; Labriformes; Labridae
Product: protein FAM222A-like
Exons: 3
Coding region: 366-1886 (506 amino acids)
Source: RefSeq, a predicted model, not a curated record
UUCAGCAGCGCAGAGGACUCAUUUCCAUUCCGACAUCACUCUCUGUAGCUCACACGGCUUGGUCUGUAGCCGAGAUGACAUACGAGUGGCUGCUAGGAAAAUACAGUCGGUGAAAUUAUCUUCUUCACGAGUGAUGAAUAUGACGAGGAAGUACUGUUAAUGGAGCCAGCUUCAUCAAUGGAUGUAACAACGGAGGUUUCCAGUGCGCAAUCCGAAAUCAGAGGCGAGAUUGCUUUUGCAGAGGAAAUACGCCUUCCGAGCAGGAGAACAACCAAUCAGCCGUGGCGAACCAAAGAUAAACAAGCCUUAUGAUAAGACAAAACUCUCAGGUUAAUCCAGGCUGCUCUCAGCCCUUGUGAACUAUCAUGCUGGCCUGUGUCCAGAGACGGCAGAAUCUCUCGUCGCAGCACCUUGGCUGCAAACCCAAAAGUCUGGAUGUCCCAGCAACGCCAUUACUGCUGUCAGUGCCACCGCUGCAGCCGUGCACACGCAAAGGCGAGCCGGCCUCCAUGAUCUCUCGGUACCCUUCUCCCGCAGAGUUGGAUGCUUUUGCUCAGAAGACUGCCAACAGCCCCCUGUCCAUCAAAAUCUUCCCGUCUGACGUCCGGGUGCCACAGCACAAACAGCUGAAUAAAACAGUCAAUGGAUUGGACACCACAGGACAGCGCUGUAGCCCUUACUCACACCCAUACUCAGGAGGGUACCAGGGUUUGUUGGCCGUCAUCAAAGCUUCUGUGGUGGUCAAAGGUGUGCUGAAAAACUCAGAGGGCAGGAGGACUAAACAUGCAAACAGUCAGACUCCUGCGGCACCGUAUAAUAAUCCCCUGAAUAACAGCUACACAGUCAGACACGGGCACAAGGCCUAUCAUAUAAGCUCAUGUAAGCCCCCUGAUGUUCCCAUUGAGACGGUUUGUUCUAGCACAGGGAUGGCCUCUGGAGAUCAGAGCCUGGCCCCCCAGUCUGAGCUGGCAGAGGUUCAAAGCAUGAUGAUGAGGCAGAUGAGCAGAGUUCCCCACAGCCAGGCCCUGCAGUUGGGGGGGGAGGCUCGUUCCAGCCCCUCUCAGCAGGCCGUUGCUGCGGUGGCAAAUUCAGACUCUGACUUUGUUCUGGGAGUGCCACCCCAGAGCAGUCUGGCAUUUACAGGGGCAGUGAUACCUACGCACGGUGCAGAGAGAGGUAAAGCUGGGUACGCAGAGAAGUGUGAGUACACAAUGUGGCAGCAGAAACAUCAAAUCCAGCAGCAGCAGUAUCAGCAGGGAGCAGGGAGGAUGUACAGUGUGAGGAACAGCGCUCAGGGGCUUAGGGCAGCAGAUGCUAGCCAGCAUCCUGAAACCUGCCUCCCUUUGGCGUCCUAUAGGCUUCAUCCUGGCAGUGUGAGUGCUAGGCCGAAGCAGUCCAUCAGCUCCUCUUUGAUUUGCCCCUCCAUGCAGGUGGAGCCCCCUGUUGGACAGUUCUUCACUCCUCUCUGGGAUGGUGCUCUAGCUACUCCUAAUAGUGACUGUUACACUUCUCAGGUGCUGGCAACGGGUACAUGUGCAGCCAGGCCUAGAAACCCACAGCUCUCCCAUCCGCAUCUCCACCCAAACCGCCAUCAACACCACCACCACCACCAUCAGCCGCAGCUCCACCCUCCUCCUUUUCCUCUUCCUCCUCAUUCCCAGGCCUACAGCACAGACCAAAACCUCUGUUGUGGGCUGCCGAGUACUAGCCUGUGCCAUGCUGCUUUGCUCAGCAGCAGUCUGCAGUCUCUGGAGUGCCUCAUCAGUGAGAUCCACCCGCCCUGCAUCAAAGAGCGCAUGCUGGGCCGUGGGUACGAAGCUGUGGGGAUGCCUCAGCUCCUGGAGCACCACCAGCAAACCCACAUGCAGCUCCACAGCUACAUAUAAAGAGGCAGACACAGAAGAGACAAACCUUUUAAAGACGAUGGAAGUGGGGCGGUUAAGACGUCUAUGAAACUGAGACAUGCCGUUUUUUAGUUUGUGCAUGUACUGUAUUUGUAGAAGGCUUUGUGUUAAAGCCUAAAAUGGUAAUUGAUAAUCAUGGCCUAAGAUACAGGUUCAUCUUAUGGACAUUUUGUGUUUAAUUUAUAUCUUCAAUGGCCAUCAAGUAUGCCUGCUGUUCCUUGUUUAAUACUGAUGCUGAGCACCUAAUCAGAACAUCCCAUUACAUUUUAUCAUGACUCAUGUUGUUUGCAGAUGAUUCCUUUGUUUUAUCCUUACAAAAAUGGAAAGUAACUAAACUAAUGUAAUUGGUCAUUAUAAGAAACUUGAAUCUUGGAAGGAUUUUCCUUUACGUGGGAACAUUCUUACAUUUUAAACUGGAAUCAAGGUUCUGCUGCUUCUGCCGUGGGUUUAGUUUUUUCACUUUUCCGUAACAUAAACAGUUGCUUAGUUUCUGUGAUACUAAUUUCCUGACCAGUGCGCAAGGAAAUAAUUUGGUUGCAAUAUGAAUAUGAAUGUUGUCAAAGUUGCUAUUUGACAACAUAUGGAACUUUUUUUUGUCAUGCUCAGCAAACUGUAUCAGGGCUUUUGCAUAUCCAAAUCAACACUGUGGCAAUUCAGGCCUAGCAGGAUGUGCCCUUUGGUUAAAUAUUUCUUAGCAUUUUUAAAUUUUGUGGAUGUUUUGCUUGGAUGAAAUCACAUUGUGACAUUUUACCAACAUAUGGGUAUAAAAGAGUGCCACUCUCGCAAACAGGCCAUUUGAAUCUCUUGAAGGAUGUUUUGUGUGGCUACACUCUCUGAUGGCAGAAUAUGUAUGACUGAUAAUAUCUUUGUGUGUCUGCACUGGUUCUGUGAUUCUAUUUAUUUAUGUUGGCCAGUUCAGUUAAAUGGCAAACUGUCUCUAUAAUUAUAAAGUGCAAUUAUUAUAUAUGAACAUGUGAGCGCUCCCCAUGAUGUAUGUUGUUGAGAUAACUACAUUUUGCAAUGUAUGACCCUAAUCUCUCACCCUUUUUUGCCUCUUCUUAAUAAGGAUUGUCAAGUAAAUGAAAUUUUCUAAACCCUGCAAA